CUUGAGCUGCUUUGAGAAUUUGGAAAAAUGUAACAAUGUACAUGGAUGUUUGCCUUUUUUUCCUCUUAGGUCUUGCACUGUCCCAGAGCUGUGAACUUUCAUUGCCUGGCUGCACAGAUGGAGGGGCACUAUUCAUCACCAAGGCCCCCCAAGUCUGUGGGGUCAGAGUUCAACUUGAGAUGCAGGCACUGUGGCGGCAGUUUGACCAGCUGGGCACAGAAAUGAUAGUUACAAAAUCUGGAAGGAGGAUGUUUCCAACAUUUCAGGUGAGAAUCUCUGGAAUGGAUCCUUCAGCCGAGUAUGUACUGCUCAUGGACUUCAUCCCUGUUGAUGACAAGAGAUACAGAUAUGCAUUCCACAACUCCUCAUGGUUGGUAGCAGGGCGAGCGGAUGUUGCAGCACCGAGUAGGAUGCAUUUCCACCCAGAUUCGCCGGCCCCCGGAGCCCAGUGGAUGAAGCAGACAGUGUCGUUUGACACUCUCAAGCUCACCAACAACCUGCUGGAUGACAACGGACAUAUGAUUCUGAACUCCCUGCACCGUUACCAGCCACGCUUCCAUGUAGUGUAUGUGGACCCAGCACCCAACAGUCAUUUAAACGCCUACAAGAACUUUUGCUCUUUCUCUUUCCCUGAGACACGAUUCUUGGCCGUCACCGCCUAUCAGAAUCACAGGAUAACUCAGUUGAAAAUUGCAAGCAACCCAUUUGCUAAAGGCUUCAGGACCACAGACCCACAGGCAUGGGAAAGUACUGCAAGCUCCCUUGCAGUAUCCUGUCCACCAGAUGGCGGUACAGAGCCCCUCGUCUUUAAACCUAAAGAUCAGGGUCGUUUAAAGCCUUCACCCAGACAGACCAGUUCAUCCUCUGUGCUGCUACAGGAGUGUGAGCUGCCUUACCAAAAGGAGGACUCUGUGGAAGUCACCAUGGAGAGCAAAGAUGGGAACAGUUUAACAACAUCUGCACAUUUCCUCCAUAUCCCUGUGUACUGGGAUUGCACUGGAUCAGCUCACUAGAAAGUCAACCUGUUGCAAAGCAAGCAAACAAAAAACAAUUGUUCCAAUUAGCCCCUUAACAUCUGGCUUCUUUCCUUCUUAAAUUUAUGGAUAUAAUAUACUUGCAGUAGUUGUAUUUACUGGCCUCCAUGACAGACCCUUUAAAUUACUUAUUAAAUUCUUUGAAAACAAGAUGUCAGGGGUGGCAUUGUGACAUAAAUUACUAAUGAUGUCACUGAAAGGAGACAUGUCACCCAGGAGCCACCGAACAGAGGUUUACUUCAUAAUAACAAUGACAUAACAGACAUUAAAAUCAGCUAAUACAGUGCUUCUCAAGAGUAUCCCACCUCUUAAAUUACAACUUUUUUGUUUUGUCAAAAACAGGGAUUGCCAUAAAUGAUUCCAAAUGCCUUUCCACACCUAAUUUAUUGUUAUUAUUUUUUAAGUGAGAAAGAAACAAAACAAGAAACAAAUCUAUUAGAAAUUUAGGAAUAAGUAAAUAAAUAAAGGCACAAUAUCAUGGUUGUAAAUGUGUGUGUACACCCUGAAACUGAACUGUUGCUGAAGCACCUUUUGAUUCAGUUUCACAUUAUGUCAUCUCUUGUCCAAAUUAACUCUGGACUUUGACUAGGCCAAUUCAAAGCUUUUAUUUUCCUUUCCUAAAUUGUUACUUUGUUGAUUUGUAUAUAUGUUUAUGCUCACAGCAAUGCUAAAAACUAAAGCUUUAUAGCAGACACCUGAAGGUUUUAGGCUAAACCUGACCGGUAUUUUGGCCAAAGCCUGACUGAAACUGUUUUCAUCCAUCCUGAUGAAAGAUUUCUGUUCCAUCUGAAUAAAAAGUAACCAGAGCAUGUUACUACCCUGCAUAUUUCACCGCAGGGUAGUGAAGUGUUAUUUUGGUGAA
This is a messenger RNA of Xiphophorus maculatus (southern platyfish), 1896 nucleotides long. RefSeq names its product T-box transcription factor TBX1. The record is from RefSeq and is a predicted model, not a curated record. Lineage: Eukaryota; Metazoa; Chordata; Actinopteri; Cyprinodontiformes; Poeciliidae. Gene Ontology annotation, biological process: cell fate specification; regulation of transcription by RNA polymerase II; positive regulation of DNA-templated transcription. The transcript has 7 exons. Gene Ontology annotation, molecular function: DNA-binding transcription factor activity, RNA polymerase II-specific; RNA polymerase II cis-regulatory region sequence-specific DNA binding. Gene Ontology annotation, cellular component: nucleus. Bases 36 to 1013 code for a protein of 325 amino acids.